UCUGUUGGGAACAAGAUGCUGUCUUUCACUGCUCUUCUGUAUUUAAUUCAUGGACAUUUUCGUAAAUGCUGUAGCGGACCCUAUACAUACCUUGUACACGUUAUAUAUUGAGACGCCACCAGGCUGACAUUUACAUAAAGCCUGAGGAGGGAUUUUGAUGCUCCGCCUCUUACGUCGUCUGACCUGCAGGCCUGUUCCUUGGCAUAAUAUUCGGAACUUGCUUUGCGCAUCUCUCAUGCUGCGCAGCAUCUUUCACUGGACUUCUUAGGACAAUUGACGAAAAAAGGUAGUCAGCACUCCCAAAGCCAGCGCUAUGGAAGAAUGCGCGACCUUAAAUGACCUUCAGAAAUGGGAGCGCCUGGUCGAAGAACAGUCAAGCCUCUUUCGUCUUACACUCACUGACAACCAAACGCUACGCAUUCGGGUCGACGAACUGGAACGAGAACUAUCGGUGUGGAAGCUGGCUUUCAAGGCUGCCGAAGAUGAAAAAUGCAAUCUACAAAAACAAAUGCUCAAGUUAGAGAAAAACAUUGGCUCAUUACGGGAUGAUAACCCGCUUCUCCUCUGCCUCAUUGACGGCGAUGGCAACAUUUUCUCCCAAGACUUACUUGCGUCAGGCCAUACAGGAGGCCGGCAAGCAGCUAUGCUGCUAACCAAAGGGUUAACAGACUAUAUGGUCGAUGUCGAUGCUGGAUCUUCCGGGCGUGGACAAGUUUGGCUGACUGUGUACUGCAAUAAAACCGGCUUGAUGGACACGCUGGUGAACAACGGUAUAUGCAGUGCUUCAGAAUUUGAAGCAUUUGUGCUGGGUUUCAACUCAGCUUCACCGUUAUUCUCUAUCGUGGAUGUGGGUGGGGGAAAAGAAGCAGCAGAUGCGAAGAUUAAAGAAUGUCUUCGUGUUUUCACCCGCUUUCCCCAGACUUCACGUGUAUUCUUCGGAGGUGGGCACGAUAAUGGAUACACUUCCACAUUAAGUACCCUUGAAAACGAGGGCCUGCUGGAAAAAAUUGUCUUACUCCGUGGAUACAAGACUCUCGCCGCUGAGCUUCAACACUUCGAUUUGCCACACCUCGAUAUUGGAGGUGUCUUCAUGACAAAGAAACUUCCCUCGUCUUAUACACACAGGAGGUCGACGCCUCCAGCAGGGUUCGCUCCCCAAGAACAUGACAGACAGAAGAUAAACCCCAAAAAUUUCCUCGUUGGAACGCAGAGUCCAGUCAUUUCUACGAACACAUCCUUCUGCAGAUAUCUUGAUCCUUCUCUGCCACUCAACAAGCAAACUCCACGACCUUGCACAUUUUUCUAUCUGUCCGUGUGCAAGCAAGGUGAUAAGUGCACCUAUGGCCACGAUUACUUUCUUACAGCAGAC
Messenger RNA from Suillus plorans, 1369 nucleotides. RefSeq lists its product as uncharacterized. The annotation marks the transcript as partial. Lineage: Eukaryota; Fungi; Basidiomycota; Agaricomycetes; Boletales; Suillaceae. The record is from RefSeq and is a predicted model, not a curated record. The transcript has 8 exons. Gene Ontology annotation, molecular function: metal ion binding.